Messenger RNA from Pseudophryne corroboree (corroboree frog), 1620 nucleotides. RefSeq names its product immunoglobulin superfamily member 1-like. The coding region runs from base 10 to 1317 and encodes 435 amino acids. NCBI's taxonomy places the organism in Eukaryota, Metazoa, Chordata, Amphibia, Anura, Myobatrachidae. The transcript has 7 exons. The record is from RefSeq and is a predicted model, not a curated record.
UUCAGUGGAAUGAAGAUGAGUCAAUAUAUUUUCAUCUGUGUCAGGAUCUGUUUCAUUCUGGGCAUGAAACAAUGUUUUGCGUAUGGAAAACUUCACAAGCCAAAUUUAGAAGUGCUCACAGAUAAUACAGAUGAUGUCAUUAUCAUUGGUGAAACGGUACAUUUCCAUUGCACAAAUUCAUCUAAUGCAGACAAGUUCUUCCUGACUAAAGAAACCAAUAGUAUCAAUGUGACAAGAGAACAAUUCGAAUCAACGUUCGCUAUUACAAAUGUAAAUAAUAAUGACUCCGGCCUGUACUCCUGCAAAUACAGCUGCAAUUCCGAAAUCUCAGAACCCAGUGAUCCUGUGGACAUCUAUGUGAGCAACAGAUAUCCACCACCAACAAUUACUGUUGUACCCAGGAACGUUGUCCAGCCAGGAGAGGACAUCACAAUAAUGUGUUCUGCUUCCUAUUCAAACAUAAUAUUUACCCUUUACAAGGGUGACACUUUACUCGUGGAAGAUGCCAAAAAUCCAUUGUCAUAUAUUAUAAGAAAUGCAAAGGAGAAAGACGUGGGGCAAUAUAUGUGUAAUUAUAGGACCAAACCAGAUAAUGAAUUACAGAUCCAAUCUACUUACAGUGAUCCUAUGAUAAUACGUAUUAAAGAACUCCCCAGACCCUCACUUUCCUGGAGCUCAAACUCUGACACUGCAAAUGAUGCUGUGCUGAAUAUCAGCUGUACAGCACCGGUGAAAUAUAAAAGGAUGUGGUUUCAACUGCUUAAUACCAGCAAAGAUAUAGAAGAUGAAAUAAAAAGUGUGUCUGAAAACCAUGUCACAUUUGUCAUCCGAUAUCCUGAUCACUCUCAGAAGAAAUACUACUGUAUAUAUCGAAUAAAGAUGGGUGAUCACUUUGCAGAUUCGAUAAUCAGCGAUCCAGCUAUUAUAUGGGCAGGUGAUGACAAUGGCCAUAUAAAAGGAAACAUUAUACGCCUUUUUCUGUCAGUAUUAAUCCUGAUGUUAAUGAGUGUCAUUAUUGUGAAGCAUUUCAAGAGUUUCCAGGAAACUAAAAGGCAUCUACCUAAUCUGCCUACUACUCGGAAGAAACUGGCAGUAAACUCUGACUAUACACAGAUGGUAAUAAUGAAGACUGAAGAUGUGUUGGAUGAGGCUUUCCCUAACACAGACAAUUCCUCAACCAUGGAGAAUGUGGAGACUCCAGCACUGCUGCAGUCAGAGAGGACGCCAUGUGAAGAAGACAGCGGUGAAGGCUGCAGUCCCUCCAAAGCAACUGAAGUAACAGCAGAGCAGAGCUUAGGGCAUGUUUCUGGAGUGUAGCCAUGAACUAUAAAGGAAUAGCCCUAUGAGGAGGUCUAUAUAAAUCACCAUUAAUUAUGCAUUUAUAAAUGAGUUUCUGAAGUUCAUGAGUCUUUCUUAUAUAAACAUAUAUUACUACAUACCGGCUGUGUAUCUAUCACACACAGUGCAUUAGACCUUUAUUGUAUCCCUAAUAUAUACAUUUAUAUAAAUUCAUUAAUCUAUUAUUUGCUCACAAACAUUGAUGAUGUUUUGAAAAUAUACAUUAUAUACCAAUAUUAUUAUAUUGUAUUUUAAUACUUGUUUUUUUCUGUAGUUGUACAU